AGCAGCCCUCCCUCUUCUGCCUGGCGCCAGGAGGCUGUUUUUCCAUUCUCUGGCUAGAAAGUUCCACGCCACUGUUUCUUUCUCUCUCUUUUCUGGAGUUAAAUUUGUCUGCAGAUGCCUGCUCUUCAUCUGUAGACGCCUCCAGUUAAGUUUGUUUGUAACUGGGCCCAGAGCUCGUCGCUUUCAAACGCUGGGCCCGGGACCCGACGCGGACCCGGUUGCAAAAGCAAAGCCGGCAGUGAACCCCGUGAGGCCACUUUGCCUCACUUUGCCUCGCGGUCAGGAGCGCCUUCCCAGUGUCUGCGGGAGCCCACACUGCUGUCAAUCCAUCAGGAAUCCAAGGCCACGGGGGCUUGCAACCAGCUUUAGGAAGCACCAGUUCAGCCACUGCAGGAGCUAAAAUGGCGUGAUCAUGCUCUGCCGUGGGCUGUCCUCCGGCCUGCUGCGCUCCUUGCUAGUCUCACCAGAAGCCAUCAGUUCUGCCCUCUUCUGCCUCCUCCUGCAUAUCCCAUCCCCGGCCCGCCAGUCACCAUGGCGGCCUUGAUUGCAGAGAACUUCCGCUUCCUGUCUCUCUUCUUCAAGAGCAAGGAUGUGAUGAUUUUCAAUGGGCUGGUGGCCCUGGGCACGGUGGGCAGUCAGGAGCUGUUCUCAGUGGUGGCCUUCCACUGUCCCUGCUCACCCGCCCGGAACUACCUGUAUGGACUGACAGCAAUCGGCGUGCCUGCGCUGGCCCUCUUCCUUAUCGGAGUCAUUCUCAACAACCACACUUGGAACCUAGUCGCCGAGUGCCAGUACCGGAGGGCCAAGAACUGCUCCGCGGCCCCCAACUUCCUCCUCCUCAGCUCAAUCCUGGGCCGUGCAGCUGUGGCUCCAGUCACCUGGUCUGUCAUCUCCCUGCUCCGAGGGGAGGCCUAUGUCUGUGCUCUCAGUGAGUUUGUGGACCCCUCCUCGCUCACAGCUGGGGAUAAAGGCUUCCCCUCAGCCCAUGCUACGGAGGUCCUAGCCAGGUUCCCUUGUGGAGGGGGCCCCGCCAACCUAUCGAGCUUCCGAGAGGAGGUCAGCCGCAGGCUCAAGUAUGAGUCUCAGCUCUUCGGAUGGCUGCUUAUCGGUGUGGUGGCCAUCCUGGUGUUCCUGACCAAGUGCCUCAAACAUUACUGCUCGCCACUCAGCUACCGUCAGGAGGCCUACUGGGCUCAGUACCGCACCAACGAGGACCAGCUGUUCCAGCGCACAGCAGAGGUGCAUUCGAGGGUCCUGGCCGCCAACAACGUGCGCCGUUUCUUUGGCUUUGUGGCUCUCAACAAGGAUGACGAAGAGCUGGUUGCCAAGUUCCCAGUGGAAGGCACACAGCCACGGCCACAGUGGAACGCUAUUACAGGGGUCUAUCUGUACCGAGAGAACCAGGGCCUCCCACUCUACAGCCGCCUACACAAGUGGGCCCAGGGCCUGACGGGAUUACAAGUGAGGACCACUACACCCAGUUUAGGUGGUGCAUGUUAGGUUCCAGUACUUCUCCAGGAGCACUGUCACUGUAAGACGCGAUCACUGCCCAGGUACCUGCCCGAUGUUCACAGCUCCUGUUUUCUUCUGACUGCUCUCAACACUCGGAUCCUUUGGCCCAGAGUCACUCAACAGUCUGAAGGACAGGAGCAUCCUCUCCUUGGAAGGCUCACAGCUCAGCACUGCCACCUUUACCACCUGGUGGGAAAUCACACGUGUCUGUCACCUCCUGCAGCAGCAGGCCUUCAGAACCCUCCAUGAGCUCUGCAGGGACCUGGGAGAUCCAUCAAGACCUUAGGUCAGAUCCAAAGGCAGAGAGAAAAGAUGAUGGAUCCAGAGACUAUAUUAAAAGCCCCUCAAGCCAACCCUCUACAGUGAGGACAUAACUAACUUCUGGUUAUAAGCCUAAAGUUUUAAGAGAAACAAACACAACCUCACUAGAGCAGCAGCACUACUACUUCUCUGGUGUGGACUCCAGUGAGUACUUCUGGGUUAUCUAUCACUCACCCUCUUUUUACUGGCUCGGGCCCACUUUAUUUGUGCUCCCUCCUCUUCCUCUUAAAAGCAGCUCUAUGUGUACUGCUCCUUUAAACCUGCGCUCACAGUCACUAAGGGUGGGAGGCCUGUGCAGGAAGGGUUACCUGGCCAGUGUAAAAGACCUUCUCUGGGUCCGGGAUGUGCUGGGUGCUAAGCUCAUGCUUAGGCACUAGCCCCUGCACAUCGUUGUAGAACUUCACAAUGCAGCCAUAGUCCUUGACCCGUAUGAUAACCCCGUGCGUCCGCAGGCCAGGCUUGGCACCCUCAUAGCAGGUGAGGAGAGGCAGUUUGGAUGUGACAAGGGUUUUUUUCAGGGUCAUAAUUAGCUUCUUGGCUUCAGGGUCACAGAGCAAAACCUACGGGAAAGACAAAAGCUAUCAACAAGUCAUCUGUUAACAAGACAGUCACUGGUGUGCCACCUCAGUAACCCGAAGGCCAUAGGUCACUCCAAAGACCUUUUAUCUCUAAUAAUUGCAGCUGCAAAUCUUUUUUUUUCCUGCAAUAUGGCUAGCUAAAGCACAGAAAUCUCUCAGUCUCUCCAACGGCACCACGCCUCAGGCCUGCUGAGUCACCCUGUAACCUUGUUAGUGCUAUUUAUCGGGCUGAACAAUCUGAUUACCUGUUUUUAAUUCCUCAACCUCACUACACAAAAAUUUGCACCAAUGUACACUAUGGGCCUUUAUGAAUCAAUAAUAAUGAAGUACAGUAAACGUAAGAAAACCCAGUUCUAGCCAGUGGUAUAUUUAAAUGAAACAUCAUACUUAGCACACAGGAGGCACUGAAGCCAACUAUCAGUACCAGGACCAAGCAGAACCAGGAACGCACGCCCACUGCCUCAACACUCCAGGCCCCAUGCAGGGCCCUUUGUAAACAUAGCAUCACUCUUUAUAUAACGAGAGUCUCAAGGGAUUCAAUUAUUUGUUGGAAACCUCUCAUGGUUUUGCAGCAUAAUCUGAGCUAUUGUCCUUGUUUUUUAAAUGAAGUUAAUUUGUUGUGUGUGUCCAAGGGCAUAUAAGCGCCAUGGUGUUUGUGUUUGUAUGUAGGAGAGUGGGAGGCAUGGACACGCCAUGGUGCAUGUAUGAUUGGGGUGGGAGGAGCUAUGCAGGUGUCAUGAUGUAUGUGUGCACAGCUCAGAGCAAGGUUCUCUUCCUUCACGAUGAGGGGCCAGGGGACCCGACUCGGGCCGCAGCAAGGACAGCACCUUUAUCCACUGAGCUACUUCCAGUGUCUGGGACACUUUUGAAAUAAGACUUUGAUUGGUAUAUGUUUUAUACACAACAAUGAGUUUUACUAUG
This is a messenger RNA of Mus caroli (Ryukyu mouse), 3332 nucleotides long. The record is from RefSeq and is a predicted model, not a curated record. Lineage: Eukaryota; Metazoa; Chordata; Mammalia; Rodentia; Muridae.